Abrus precatorius (Indian licorice) is the source of this 1020-nucleotide messenger RNA. RefSeq lists its product as uncharacterized. The transcript is spliced from 3 exons. NCBI's taxonomy places the organism in Eukaryota, Viridiplantae, Streptophyta, Magnoliopsida, Fabales, Fabaceae. Bases 1 to 1020 code for a protein of 339 amino acids. The record is from RefSeq and is a predicted model, not a curated record.
AUGAAUAAUUCGGGCUGGAGGAACUAUGCAAACCCACCGUGGAACAACAACCAACAGCCAAUGCGGAACAACACACCCUCAGGGUUUCAACAACCACCCCCAACUGAAAAGAAGUCAAACCUUGAGGAGCUGAUGACCAAAUUCAUUCAAACAUCAAAAUCUCGGUUUCAAUCCACCGAGACAGCACUAAGAAAUCAACAAGCCUCUAUCCAUAAUCUAGAAAUUCAGUUGGGUCAAAUUUCUAGACUUCUCUUAGAAAGACCCCAAGGAAGCUUGCCUAGCAAUACUGAGACUAAUCCUAGGGAGCAGGUCAAUGCAAUAACAUUAAGGAGUGGCAGAACAUUACAAGAGAAGGGGAAGCAAGAAACAAAAAAAGAUGCAGUUGAAGAGGAGGAUAAAUGUCAAGAGGAGACUGUGGAAAAGCCCCCUGUAGUGAAAGAAUUCAUACCCCCACUUCCCUACCCAGCAAGAUUGAAGAAAGACAAGGAUGAUGAACAAUUUGGUAAAUUUCUGUCCUUAUUUCGUCAACUUCAUAUUAAUUUACUGUUUGUUGAUGCCUUGGCACAGAUGCCCAAGUACGCCAAAUUUCUAAAGGAUCUACUGUCCAACAAGAAGAAAUUGGAGGAGUUGGCCACAGUAACUCUGAAUGAAGAAUGCUCAGCAAUUCUGCAAAACAAGAUGCUCGAAAAAUUGAAGGAUCCAGGGAGUUUAGGGGAACCUAGGCCAACUAGGAUGAGUAUUCAAUUAGCUGAUAGGUCAAUUAAAUAUCCUAAGGGUAUCAUUGAGGAUGUGCUUGUAAAAGUGGAUAAAUUUAUUUUUCCUGUUGAUUUUGUGAUUCUUGAUAUGGACGAGGACACUGAUGUCCCCUUGAUCUUAGGUCGUCCCUUUUUAGCUACUGCAGGGGCUAUAAUUGAUGUGAGGGAUGGAAAGUUAAUUUUGAGGGAAUUCUUGAUUUCAAACCCAUUGAAAAGAAGCUUAGUUCAUGAUAAAGGAAAAGAUGAUAUGAGCUUGGUAACUUAA